Cannabis sativa is the source of this 1986-nucleotide messenger RNA. Its product is annotated as WAT1-related protein At1g68170-like. Gene Ontology annotation, cellular component: plasma membrane. Gene Ontology annotation, molecular function: transmembrane transporter activity. The transcript has 7 exons. NCBI's taxonomy places the organism in Eukaryota, Viridiplantae, Streptophyta, Magnoliopsida, Rosales, Cannabaceae. The record is from RefSeq and is a predicted model, not a curated record. Bases 548 to 1663 code for a protein of 371 amino acids.
UACACAGUCAUUAGCAUAUCUGCUACCACUUUGUCACAUCAUCGUAUCAUAAUAUAGUAUGAGUUGAGACAAAUCAACAUUGCAAUACUUUAUCAUAAAUAAACAUUUGUAUACAAUAAAUAUAAUUCAACUAAAACAUUUUAAGUUACAUUAAAUUUUCAACUGAUGGUCAGCUAAUUUGACAUUUUUUAAAAUUAAUUAAUUGGUGAAUAAACUGAUGUAACUGCUUGUAUAAUUAUAUUUUAUUCCGUGUUGCUACUACUAUAAACUCAAAACUUCCACCUGUCAAAAUAUAAUGUGACCUUUGUAUAUACGUACUUGAAUAUUUUCGAAUUUUAAAUUCAUGACAAUCCAUUAAUUACUCAUAUAUAAUGUAUACAUGCAUACGUAGAUCUAUACAGUUGGGUUCCAAUAAGUCACGUUUAUUGCUAAAUCAAUAUAAAUAUAUAUAAAUAUACAUAUAAUAUACUUUGCUCACUCACUCAUUCUCUCACUAGCUUGUUUCAUAAUUUGAUCUAUAGUGAAAGAGAGAGGGAUCGAGAGAGAGAUGAAGAAGAUAUGGGAGGGAAUGCAUGAGGUGAAGCCAGCUCUAUUGAUGAUGGUUGCUCAGAUUGCGUAUGCUGGAGUUAAUGUGCUCUACAAAUUGGCUGCCAACGAUGGAAUGAGCUUGAAAGUCAUUGUAGCUUAUCGCUUUCUUUUCGCCACUGUCUUCAUUUUUCCACUUGCUUUCUUCAUUGAAAGGAAAAUAAGGCCAAAGCUGACUUGGAAGAUUCUUUUUCAGGCAUUUUUUUGUGGGUUGUUUGGGGGAUCAUUGGUACAAAAUUUAUACAUUCAAAGUUUAAAUGUAACAUCAGCAACGUUCGCUUCUGCCAUGAGCAAUCUCAUUCCUGCUAUAACUUUUAUUUUAGCUGUCUCUUUCAGAUUAGAGAAGCUGAACUUGGGAAGCUCAUCAGGGAAGGCUAAGGUGUUGGGAACAUUAGUUGGAAUAGGGGGAGCAAUGCUUCUAACUUUGUACAAAGGAGUGGAAAUCAAUAUUUGGUCAACGCACGUUAACUUUCUUAACCAUGGUCAACAUAAUCUGAACCACGUGGUAUCAACGAAUGAGUAUGGUAAUCGUGUUUUAGGGUGCUUUUUUUCUGUGGCCAGUAGUACGUGCUACUCUAUAUGGCUCAUAAUUCAGACUAAAAUGAGCAAGGACUAUCCUUGUUUUUAUUCAAGUACAGCUCUCAUGUCAUUAAUGGCAUUAUUACAAACAGUAAUUUAUGCAUUGUGUACAGAGAGAGAUUUGAACCAUUGGAAACUAGGUUGGAAUAUUAGGCUACUCACUGCCACUUACUCGGGCACUGUAGCUUCAGGACUAAUGGUGACACUGAUUUCUUGGUGUGUGAGCUUAAGAGGUCCAGUCUUCGUCUCUAUUUUCAAUCCUCUUCUUCUUGUCCUAGUAGCUAUGGCUGGGUCUCUUAUCCUCGAUGAGAAGUUACACCUAGGGAGUGUAUUAGGAGGAGUUCUGAUCGUGUGUGGAUUAUAUUUGGUGCUAUGGGGAAUACGAAAAGAGAUGAAGAAGCUUAAACUUGCACCAACCUCAAAUACCUUUGGUGAUCAAUCGGCAUCGAUCGACAUUGUUGUACUUGCCCCAACUACUAAUAUCCCAACAAAUUCAUAAUUAGUGACACCAUCAGUAGCAGCACAACAGCAGAGGCCCCUAAUUAAUGAUUUGUCAUAUGAGAAUAAUUCACAAACCGAAUCAAAAUAAAAUUCACAAGUUAUUUUGGUCCAUAUAUAUAUAUAUAUGAAACUUAUAAUCAAAAUCAUAAUAGCAUUUUCAAUGAUGAAGGGGUAAGCUAAAUUUGUGUGGCAUGAUCAUAUGUUAAUAAUUUUGUAAUAAAAAACUAGGCUUCUUCAAUGGUGUGAUGAAACAGAGCCUACGGUAAUUGGUUCAUAUAUUCAUGACAAUGCAGACAAUGCCACACAAAAAUUCUAACUCCA